Molecule: messenger RNA, 1416 nt
Organism: Nezara viridula (southern green stink bug)
Lineage: Eukaryota; Metazoa; Arthropoda; Insecta; Hemiptera; Pentatomidae
Source: the annotation of a GenBank genome assembly
AUGGUUCCUCGAAAGAGAGUGUUGGACUUAAUUCAGUCUAUUUCUGCUGCGGCCUGUAAAUGCCCUGCUCAUUCUCAUGCUGGACCCGUGGUUAUUACUGGUAGGAAUUCAGGUUCCUGCGAAACAGCUUUGCCUCCAACUGAUUAUGCUUUUGAAAUGGCCUGUUCUACGAUUAGGUAUGGACCUGGAGUGACCAAAGAAAUUGGGCAAGAUAUGGUUAACAUGCAUGUCAAGAAUGUUUGUGUUAUGACCGAUCCUGUAAUUGCUAAACUUUCCCCUGUAAAAGCUGUUCUCGAUUCUCUUACGAAGAAUAAAAUCAACUUCAAAAUUUACGACAAAGUAAGAGUCGAACCUACUGAUAAGAGUUUUGAGGAUGCCACUAACUUUGUAAGAGGAAACGACUUUGAUUGUUACAUAGCAGUUGGAGGCGGUUCUGUCAUUGACACGUGUAAAGCUGCCAACUUGUAUUCUUGUGACCCUGAAGCAGAAUUUCUUGAUUAUGUUAACGCCCCCAUUGGAAAAGGAAAACCUAUCACGGUGCCUUUGAAGCCAUUAAUUGCAGUUCCUACCACGUCUGGAACUGGUAGUGAAACAACUGGUGUCAGUAUAUUUGAUUACGAGCCUUUGAAAGCGAAGACUGGUAUUGCUAAUAGAGCUCUCCGCCCUACCCUUGGCAUUGUCGAUCCAUUACAUACACUUACAUUACCUGAGCGUGUUGUCGCAUACAGUGGUUUUGAUGUAUUUUGCCACGCUUUGGAAUCUUUCACUGCUAUUCCGUACAACGAGAGGGCACCCUGCCCACCUGACCCACUCCUUCGACCAGCGUACCAAGGUUCGAAUCCGGUUUCUGAUGUUUGGGCUCGAUGCGCUCUUCAAAUAAUCAGAAACUAUUUCAAAAGGGCAGUUUACGACAGUCAAGAUAUUGAAGCAAGAUCCAACAUGCAUCUCGCUUCAACCAUGGCAGGUGUCGGAUUCGGAAAUGCCGGAGUUCAUCUUUGUCACGGGCUGUCUUACCCGAUCUCAGGCAACGUCAAAACCUUCAGGCCGAAGGGAUAUAGCGAUGAACAUGCAAUCAUUCCCCAUGGACUGUCGGUGGUGAUGUCAGCUCCAGCAGUGUUCAGAUUCACUGCGGCGUCUUGCCCAGAUCGACAUCUUGAAGCUGCUGAUCUUUUGGGUGCAGAUGUGUCCAAUGCUAAACGGGCUGAUGCAGGAAAGAUAUUGUCAGAUGUUGUUAAGGGCUAUAUGGAUACGAUGAAGAUAGAAAAUGGACUAUCUGCUUUGGGAUAUACUUCGAGUGAUAUUCCCGAUCUGGUUAAAGGAACUCUACCUCAGCACCGAAUAACUAAACUGGCGCCCAGAGAGCAGUCCGAAGAAGACUUGGCCUCAUUGUUUGAAAAUUCAAUGAAAGUAUUUUAA